CUCGAACACCAACUGCCCAAUGCCUUCACGAUCACCAUCCCCUCGCGGGCGUCCCCGCACGAGAUCGCCCUACUCUGAUAUUUCCAAUGGGCGGCGAUCGGACACGAGAUCCCUUUCAAGACCUCGUCGCACAAUCUCACCACGUUCUCUGAGUCGAAGCCCCCGGAGAAAUGGCAGAUAUAGAAGUGAGAGUCGCAGCGUCAGCCGUGGCAGGAGCCUAAGCCCAGUGAGAAGCACAAAGGUUGUGGUCGAGAAGCUCACCAAAAAUGUCAACGAAGAUCAUCUUCGAGAAAUCUUUGGGGUCUAUGGCCCGAUCCAUGAUUUAGAUAUGCCAAUGAACCGGCAAUUCAACACCAAUCGUGGGACAGCAUACAUUCUCUAUGCCCACGAAGCAGACGCAGAAGCAGCCAUUGCGCACAUGCACGAAGCUCAAAUCGACGGAGCUGUCAUAAAUGUAUCAAUCGUCUUACCUCGCCGCAAGUUCUCUCCAUCGCCGCCCCUUGCAAGGCGUGGUGCAAACUUCGACCCUCGCGGUCCGCCAUCAGCGAGUCUCCGAGGCCCACCUCCACCUCGACGCCGCUCUCCAUUCUCGCGCCGGUCUCCUCCCCCAAGCUACAACAGAAGUGGAAGGGAGUUUGAUACCUACCGACCAAGAAGUAUCACGCGCUCGCGGUCCCCACGGCGACAUCGAACCCGCUCUCGAUCCUUCUCUUCCCGCUCCCGCUCCCCUCCACGAAGACGCGGCGGUCGACGUGACAGCCCUGGGCCGAGUGGCGGAGGCCGGAGAAGAAGGAGCCCGAGCUACAGUAGCUACAGCAGUUAUGAUGAUAGGAGCCGGAGCAGAAGCCGUGGCCGUGGGGGACGGGGAAGGCGCUGAAAACGGGUUAUUCCAGGGAGAUAUGUCAAGGCGGUGGUAUUAUACUAUAGCGAUGGAGUUUGGGAUGGCUGGGAAAAUGGAGGUACUAAUUCCUGAGGAUUCUGGGCAGACAGGAUACUACCCUGU
Amorphotheca resinae ATCC 22711 is the source of this 1003-nucleotide messenger RNA. RefSeq lists its product as hypothetical. Gene Ontology annotation, biological process: mRNA splicing, via spliceosome. The transcript has 3 exons. Bases 20 to 877 code for a protein of 285 amino acids. NCBI's taxonomy places the organism in Eukaryota, Fungi, Ascomycota, Leotiomycetes, Helotiales, Amorphothecaceae. Gene Ontology annotation, cellular component: cytoplasm; nucleoplasm; ASAP complex. The record is from RefSeq and is a predicted model, not a curated record. Gene Ontology annotation, molecular function: RNA binding.